CAUAACAUGCUUUGUUCUAAGCAGUCUUCAGGCAGUUUUAAGAAGCCGAGGUCAAGUUCAGCUAGAAGUAAAAGGAAAGGAUGCAGAUGUGGCAAUGCCACUGCAAUACCUGGCAAACUUACCUGUUGUGGUCAAAGGUGUCCUUGUUAUGUGGAAAGUAAACCUUGUGUAGAAUGUAGAUGUAGAGGUUGCAGAAAUCCUCACACGGCAGAUGGAUUAAAGAUCCGUCCACAUAUACCUGAACUUCAUAAUUUACAAUUGCAACUGUCCACCUCUUUGGAUUGCGACGCACUAAGUGGAGACCCUCUGGGAUCUGUACCGCAGUGUCUAUCGACGUCUCCUACAACAAUACAAGUUUUAAAUGUGUAUUCCACUCCGAGACUAGACAUUGACAAUGUACCACAAAACUUACCUGCUGCUUUGUUAGUGGGGGAAGAUGCUAUGGUGAGUACUGAAAGUGAAGCAGAAGAUAGUGAUAUACAAAUUGAUGUGUGACAUAGUAUUUAAAUGAACAUUGCAAAAGUGAUAACAGAUACCUGUGGUAACAGAGUAUGGCGAGUGCGCCUCUAAGUAGAAAAGGACGCAUCGUGUAAAUAGCUUAAUUGAUACUGAUCUGCAUUGAAAAUUAUAAGAAUCAAAAAUAUGCAAUUACAAAUUUGCAAUGGUAAUAGUAAACAUGUAUAUAUGUAUGUAUGUAUGUAUGUGUGUAUGUAU
Molecule: messenger RNA, 714 nt
Organism: Formica exsecta
Lineage: Eukaryota; Metazoa; Arthropoda; Insecta; Hymenoptera; Formicidae
Product: E3 ubiquitin-protein ligase MSL2-like
Exons: 2
Coding region: 7-495 (162 amino acids)
Cellular component (GO): MSL complex
Molecular function (GO): ubiquitin protein ligase activity
Source: RefSeq, a predicted model, not a curated record